This is a messenger RNA of Eupeodes corollae, 1127 nucleotides long. RefSeq names its product putative transferase CAF17 homolog, mitochondrial. NCBI's taxonomy places the organism in Eukaryota, Metazoa, Arthropoda, Insecta, Diptera, Syrphidae. The transcript has a single exon. The coding region runs from base 96 to 1067 and encodes 323 amino acids. Gene Ontology annotation, cellular component: mitochondrial matrix. Gene Ontology annotation, molecular function: protein binding. The record is from RefSeq and is a predicted model, not a curated record.
GGGUAAACAAUAAAUACAAAUUACGUAAAAACCUAAUUUUUUAGGAGUAAAUCUUUCCGCAGAAACUCAUUGAGAUUGAUUGAAAAUAAGAAGCUAUGAAUAUGCUUCACACCACAUAUCUGAGGCAAUUUGUUCGCCUUGCAGAAACUGCAGCUACAAAUGCAACUAGUUUUCUUGCCGAACCUCUAUCCCGCCGAGCGCUUGUCCGUGUGCAGGGUGCCGAGGUUGUUCCAUUUUUGCAAGGUCUAAUGACCAAUGAUAUAAACCACCUGCAUAUAGAUGGAAACCCCUCUAUGUUUACAAUGUUUCUCAACAAUGCGGGACGAGUUUUAUACGAUUCCAUUGUAUAUCGAACUCCCGAACCAGACACCUUCAUAAUUGAAUGCGAUCGAGAAGUGACAACCGAAUUGCAGAAACAUCUCCGACUGUUCAAAGUGAGAAGGAAGAUCAAUGUCGACUGUGUCGAUUCAGAACUAACGCCAUGGAUUGUUUUCAAUCCUACGCAGAGUGGAGCUGUUCCAAAACCAAGUGAAACCAAUCAAAAAGAAGUUCUUACUACGAUAGACCCACGACUAAAAGAGCUUGGAGUUCGAAUAAUCCAACCAACGGGCAAUUCAUUGUCAGAUAUUGAGAAAAUGUUCCCAAAUGCCACGUUAAAGCAGCCAACUUUAUCAGAAUACAAUACUCAUCGCUAUAUACACGGAGUGGGUGAAGGUGUGAUUGAUCACCCACCAGGGAAAUGUUUCGCUCUCGAAGCCAACUGUGAUUUUCUCCACGGAGUAAGCUUCCACAAAGGUUGCUAUGUCGGCCAAGAGCUCACUGCUCGUGUCUAUCAUACUGGAGUGAUACGAAAACGACUAAUGCCGCUGGAACUCACGAGUAAUCCCACUGGUGAUGUAAAUUCUGUACAAACUUCAGCCGGAGGAGCAGUGGGAACGAUUCGUGGAGUUAGUCAAAAUCACGCUUUAGCGCUCCUGCGAGUCGAACAAGUGAUGAAAGCUAAGGAACUGUUAGUUGAUGGAAAACCCUGCAAGACUCAUAAACCUCACUGGUGGCCGAAAGACUAGAAAAUCUCUUCCUACUAUGUUAUACCGUUGUUAUGUCAAUAAACUCACUUUUAAAUCUAA